GGCUCUGGAAACAGGACAAAGAAUCUCUCCUGCUUCCACCAGAUUAAUCCCAUUGUUUCCAGAGAUGGCGACCUGCUGAUUGGGAUUUUUUUAACCUUGUUCUCAGUUGAAGUGAACAGGGUAACAGGAGCAGAACUGUUUGAAAGUCCUCCUAACAAAGCCUGCAAGCCUUAUCAGUGGCUGCACAAAAAUUAUCAACAGGCCUUAGCCCUGAUGUUUGCUAUAGAGGAGAUUAACAGAGAUUCCAAGCUAUUGCCCAAUAUUUCCCUGGGAUACCAUCUCUACAACACCUACCACAGUGAUGAGAAGACCUUGGAGAGCUCCCUGCAGUGGCUCUUUGGGGGUCACCUCAUCCCUAACUAUAGUUGCAGGGAACAAGAUAAGUCUGUGGCUAUUAUUGGAGGAGCCACAUCUGCUCUCUCUGUCCAGAUGGCAACUCUUUUCAACCUCUACAAGUGUCCACAGAUCAGCUAUGGCCCAUUUGAUUCCAUUCUAUAUGACAAGAUCCAGUUUCCUUUCCUUUAUCAGAUGUCACCCAAAGACUCUUCCCUUCACCAAGGUAUUGUCCAUUUGAUGGUAUAUUUUAAAUGGAACUGGAUAGGUCUGGUUGCCUCAGAUAAUAUGAGAGGUGAGGAAUUCCUCUGGAAAAUGAGAGGGGAAAUGAUAAAGAAUGGUGUUUGUGUGUCCUUCAUUGAGAAGAUCCCAGUCAGUGAGAGACGACAUAUGGAAUCACAUGAGAAUUUCAUGCCCAGGAUCAUGACAUCAUCAACUAAGGUGAUUGUCAUCCAUGGUGACACAGAUUCAUUAAUGAUUCUGAGAUACUCACAAGUUCCUUUUUUCAUGACACGGAAGUUGUGGAUUGCCACAUCUCACUGGGACAUUACUAUGAGGCCCCUCUAUAGUGAAGGUUAUACUUUCCAUGGGGCUCUCACUUUUUCAUACUUGACAAAUGAAAUUCCUGGGUUCAAGACUUUUCUUAAGACAGUAACACCUUUGAAAUACCCAGAUGACAUUUUACUUAGAGGAUUCUGGCUCUCGGUUUUUAAAUGCUCAGAUCAACUAGAAAACCAAGAGCAAGAUAUAUGUUCGCCAAAUGCUUCCUUGGAGACUUUGCCUCUGUGCUCUUUUGAUAUGACCAUGUCUGGUUUGAGUUACACUAUCUACAAUAAUAUCUAUGCUGUUGCUUGGGCUCUCCAUGAAAUUUUUUUGGGAAUGUCAGAGAAAAGAUCAAUAGAAGAUAAAGAAUAUUUAGCAUUUCAUUCUUGGCAGCUGCACUCCUUCCUGAAGAAUACCCAAUUUAACAACAGUGCUGGUGACCAGGUGUUUGUGGAUGAGGAGAGAAGCUCUGAGGCUCAAUAUGCUAUUAUGAAUUAUUUAUUCUUUCCUAAUGAUACUGAAACUUUGGUUAAAGUGGGUCAGUUUAUCCCCAAGGCUCCAUUUGGACAAGAUUUCACCAUCCAUGAGGAUGCCAUAGUGUGGGGCUGGUGGGAUUUAGAGGUUCCCUGUGCAGUAUGCAGUGAGAGCUGUAAUCCUGGAUUCAGGAAGACUCCAUUGGAGGGGGAGGCUGCCUGUUGUUUUAGCUGCUCCCCUUGUCUAGAAGGGGAGAUUUCCAGUCAUAAGGAUGCAGAGUUUUGUACAAAGUGCCCAGAAGAUGAAUAUCCAAAUAAGCACAAAGAUCGCUGCCUCCCCAAGGUUGUCACCUUCCUGAAUGGAAAAGAAACUUUGGGGAUGACUUUGGGGCUUGUGGCAGUCUCCUUCUCUUUGCUGACAGCUCUGGUUCUGGGGGUCUUUGUGAAGUUCCAAGACACUCCCAUAGUCAAAGCCAAUAACAGGACUCUCAGCUAUACUCUCCUCAUCUCCCUUAUCUUCUGCUUCCUCUGCUCCCUGCUCUUCAUUGGCCAUCCUACCACUGCCACCUGCCUCUUACAACAAACAGUAUUUGCAAUUGUCUUCACAGUGGCUGUUUCCUCCAUUUUGGCCAAAACUCUAAUCGUGGUUCUGGCUUUCAGGGUUAUAAGACCAGGGAGCAGAAUUCAGAUGUUCAUACAGCCUAGAGUGUCCAACUAUAUUGUUUUCAUCUGCUCAGGGAUUCAAGUGACUUUCUGUGGCAUCUGGCUGGGCACCUCUCCCCCCUUCCCAGAGGCAGACACACACUCUGAAUAUGGCCAUAUAAUCAUUAGGUGUAACGAGGGUUCUGCCUUUGCCUUUUACUGUGUCCUGGGCUACAUGGCCCUUCUGGCUCUGGGGAGCUUUACUGUGGCUUUCCUGGCCAGGAACCUGCCUGAUACCUUCAAUGAAGCCAAGUUCAUCACUUUCAGCAUGCUGGUGUUUUGCAGUGUCUGGGUCUCUUUUCUGCCCACAUACCAGAGCUCCAAAGGGAAGGCCAUGGUGGUGGUGGAGAUCUUCUCCAUCCUGGCCUCCAGUGCUGGAUUACUGGGCUGCAUCUUUAUUCCCAAAUGUUAUAUCAUCCUCCUGAAGCCAGACAGAAAUACCCAAGAACAGAUCAAGAAUAAAUGA
This is a messenger RNA of Monodelphis domestica (gray short-tailed opossum), 2517 nucleotides long. RefSeq names its product vomeronasal 2 receptor 544 (gene VN2R544). The record is from RefSeq and is marked inferred. Gene Ontology annotation, biological process: G protein-coupled receptor signaling pathway. Gene Ontology annotation, molecular function: G protein-coupled receptor activity. Gene Ontology annotation, cellular component: plasma membrane. Lineage: Eukaryota; Metazoa; Chordata; Mammalia; Didelphimorphia; Didelphidae.